This is a messenger RNA of Nakaseomyces glabratus, 1917 nucleotides long. It is a transcript of the gene VPS5, whose product is annotated as sorting nexin 1. The record is from RefSeq and is a predicted model, not a curated record. Gene Ontology annotation, molecular function: phosphatidylinositol binding. Gene Ontology annotation, biological process: retrograde transport, endosome to Golgi; protein retention in Golgi apparatus. Gene Ontology annotation, cellular component: endosome. Lineage: Eukaryota; Fungi; Ascomycota; Saccharomycetes; Saccharomycetales; Saccharomycetaceae.
AUGGAUUACGAGGACGAUUUGAGUGCCCCAGUUUGGGAUGAUCUGAAUCCUCUGGCAGAGGCUGACACAGUUGAAGAAACAGCUCUGUCUGAGGAAGAAAUUGAGGAACAAAGUGAAGACUCGGAUGGUGAAGAGGAAGUUCAGGUGGACUCUACGAGCGGUGGCUGGGGUGAUAACAAUGAAACGAAGAAGGAGUUGCUCAACGAUUUGGCCCCAAUGGAGGAUCCGUUGUCUGGUUUACUCAAUGAGUCGCCCAGCAAGCGUGGAACAACACCAGGGGCGCUUUUUGAGAGCCAAACUGCGCCUUUGAUAUCAAUAAAUGAGGAUGAUCUCAGCGCGUCGAGCUAUACAGCGGCAAAGGGUCACAGUACCCCUAGGAAACUGUUUGACUCUUCGAGAAUCAGAAGAAAUAUUAAAGUACCCUUGAACAGUGACGGGAAUAGUGCGAAAUCGGAGAGCUCACAUUCAGUAAUAGACCCAUUGGGACAGGCUGAAAAAGAUAGAGAAUUUGUUGAUGAACCACUCGACGAUAGAGUUACAAAUUCACAGCAUGCUAACAGAAGUAUAUUUGAACAAGUCGAAAGUCCACUAUAUCACAUAUCUCCCAAGAAAAAGGCAAUGGACACCAAUACCGAUAUAACACCAACGGAAAGCGUGCAUAAUAAAACUGAGGAGGCAAGCCAACAGGACAUCGAGGAUGAACCAGUCAUAAGUCAUUUCCAGAUUGAAGUUACAGACCCUAUAAAAGUUGGAGAAUUGACAUCUAGCCAUAUCAAAUACACAGUCAAUGCCGAGUCUGAGCUUUUAAGCCCUAACCAGAAUCAAGUAAGCAGAAGAUAUAGGGACUUCAGGUGGCUGUACAGACAACUACAAAAUAACCACUGGGGGAAAGUGAUACCGCCUCCACCGGAAAAGCAAACCGUGGGCACUUUUCAACCGGAGUUUGUGGAAACAAGGAGACUACAGUUACAAACCAUGCUACGACGUAUAGCAAAUGAUUCCGAUCUACAGCGGGAUGAGCACUUCCAUAUGUUCUUAACUUCUGAUAAUUUUGCAGAGGAUUCUAAGCGUGUAUCCUAUGAAACUGGAUCAAAUGCCAACAACGACAACAACGAUAUAUCUGAGGUACACAUCAGUGAAAUCCAGUUGCUGGGACCAGAGGAAGGCGCGUUUGUGAUAAAGAAUGGUGGGCUUGAUAGCGAAUACAAGAAAGGUUUCAUGAAUAUCUCUUUCUCAUCCAUUCCCAAAUAUAAUGAACCAGACAAGUUUUUCGUUGACGAACUAGACCGAAUCACAGAUCUAGAGAAUCAACUGAAAAAGAUGCUGAAAGCUGUAGAAUCGAUAGAGGAGCAACGCAGAGAACUUUCCAGCUAUACAUAUGAUCUAGCAAGCUUAAUCGAAAGCUUGGGUGCUUUAGAUGUAACUAAAGGUAGCACCAAGCUAUGCUAUGAGUUAGCUGAAACACAGAAAAGAGUAAAGGAAUCUCUCGAAAGAGACGCUUUACAAGAAGCAAUUACGAUGGGCGCUACACUUGAUGAGUAUGUAAGAUCAUUAGCAAGUCUUAGAUCGAUAUUCUACCAGAGAGCUAAGCUGGGAUACUAUCUAGUAAUUGUUGAAAAUGAUUUCCAAAAGAAAAAACAAGAUGUGGAGAAAAUGUGUCAUAACAAUAAACAACCUGCAAACAAAGAAAGAUUUCUGGCUGCAAGAGAUAGCGUAAAGAAUAUCGAGAGAAGAGCAAUAACCGUCAAGAAGGCAUGGCAUGAUAUUGGGGAGAAAAUCAAAAAAGAAGUUUCAAGUUUUGAUCGUUCUAAAAUGGAAGAAUUUAGAAAUUGUAUGGAAAUAACACUUGAAUCCGCGAUCGAAUCUCAAAAGGAAUCCAUCGAGUUAUGGGAAACGAUGUAUCAUGAAAAUUUGUAA